Molecule: messenger RNA, 5737 nt
Organism: Antechinus flavipes (yellow-footed antechinus)
Lineage: Eukaryota; Metazoa; Chordata; Mammalia; Dasyuromorphia; Dasyuridae
Gene: C5
Product: complement C5
Exons: 41
Coding region: 1-5073 (1690 amino acids)
Cellular component (GO): extracellular region
Molecular function (GO): endopeptidase inhibitor activity; protein binding
Source: RefSeq, a predicted model, not a curated record
AUGAAAAGCAGCACCAAUGGUUUUCUGUUACUCACCAGUAUGGACAUUUUAAGAAUAGUCUGCAUUUUAAUCUGCUUUGGAAGAAGCUGGGGACAGGAGCAGACAUACAUCAUUUCAGCAGCAAAAGUAUUCCAUGUUGGAGCAUCUGAAAAUGUUGUAAUUCAAGCUCAUGGAUACACAGAAGCAUUUGACGCUACCAUCUCCAUUAAAAGCUUUCCAGAUAAAAGAUUCACUUAUUCCUCUGCAAAAGUGAAUUUAUCCCCAGAAAACAAGUUCCAGAACUCUGCACCCUUAAUUAUUCAGCCAAGAGAUUUAUCUAGCAGAGGAAAUACAGUUUCUUAUGUAUAUUUAGAAGUUGUUUCUCCCCACUUUACAAGAGAGAAAAGAAUACCUUUAACCUAUGAGAAUGGAUUUCUGUUCAUUCAGACGGACAAGCCCAUUUAUACUCCUGAUCAGUCAGUAAAGAUAAGAGUUUUUUCCUUGAAUGAAGAAUUGAAGCCAGCUCGGAGAGAAACGACCUUAACUUUUAUAGAUCCAGAAGGAGCAGAAGUUGAAAUCCUACAAGAAAAUGAUUAUGUUGGCAUUGUUUCUUUUCCUGAUUUCAAGAUUCCAUCAAAUCCAAAAUAUGGAGUGUGGACAAUUAAAGCCAAAUACAAAGAAGACUUCACAACAUUAGGCCUUACACAUUUUGAAAUUAAGGAAUAUGUGAUGCCACGCUUCUCUGUAUCAAUAGAACCAGAAAAGAACUUCAUUAGCUACAAAGAAUUUGAAGACUUCAGUAUUACUAUAAAAGCUAACUAUUUUUAUAAUAAGAAGGUCUCUGAGGGAGAUGUUUAUAUCAAUUUUGGAAUAAAAGAAAGUUUAGAAGAAGAUAGGAAAGAAAUGAUGCAUAAAUCAAUGCAGCAGGCACAGAUGAUAAAUGGAAUCACAGAAGUCACAUUUAACAGUAAGAAGGCAAUUGAAGAAUUAUCAUAUCGAAGCCUGGAAGACUUAAAUAAUAAAUACCUGUAUGUGACUGUCACAGUCCUGGAGUCAACAGGUGGAUUUUAUGAAGAAGCUGAAAUACCUGGAAUUAAAUAUGUCCUGUCUCCUUAUGAAUUGAAUUUAAUUGCUACUCCUCUUUUCUUGAAACCUGGGAUACCAUUUCCCAUCAAGGUUCAGGUGAAGGAUCCACUCAACCAGUUUGUAGGAGGGGUUGUGAUAACCCUGAAAGCAAACGCAAUUGAUGAAAAUCAGGAAGUGACCCAAAGAGAGCCUCAGAAAAGCACCACCAAUCAAAAUAAUGGAGUAGCUUUGUUUGUGGUUAAUCUUCCGUCUCAAGUGACAGCGCUGGAGUUUAACAUCAGAACUGAAGACCCUAAUCUUGCAAAUGAAAAUCAAGCUUUCAAAGAAUAUAGAGCAGUAGCAUAUUCAUCCCUCAGCAAAAGUUACCUUUAUAUUGAUUGGACAGAGAAUUUCAAACCUUUACUUGUGGGAGACCACUUAAGCAUUACUGUUAAACCUAAAAGUCCAUAUAUUGACAAAAUAGACUUCUAUAAUUAUUUGGUUUUAUCAAAGGGCAAAAUAGUUAAUUAUGGGACCAGAGAAAGGCUUGAACAUUUAGCUUAUCAAAGUCUAAACAUUCCAGUAACUCGGGACAUGAUUCCUUCAGCCCGGCUUCUUGUCUACUAUCUUGUAACAGGAGAAGACAGGGCAGAAUUAGUAGCUGAUUCAGUCUGGUUAGAUGUGGAAGAAAAAUGUGGCAAUGACCUUCAGGUUCAGCUGUCAAGAAAUGAAAACAAAUUUACUCCUGGACAAAUUGUCUCACUUAAUUUGGUAACACGGGAAAGUUCAUGGAUUGCCUUGUCAGCCAUGGAUAUGGCUAUCUAUGGAAUGAAAGGAAAUCUCAAGAAAUCCAUGGAUAUGAAAAGUGUAAUGAGAAUUUUUGAAAAAAGUGACUUGGGAUGUGGUGCUGGUGGAGGUCAGGACAGUGCACAUGUGUUUCAUUUAGCAGGACUUACAUUUCUCACCAAUGCUAAUGCAAAAGAACCACAAGAAAAUGAGAAACCUUGUAAGGAAAUAUUGAGACCAAGAAGAGAUCUGAAAGAAGAAAUUGAUAAAAAAGCUGCUCAGUACAAAAACUUCCGUGUUAAGUCAUGCUGCUAUGAUGGUGCUCAUAAAAGCCAUGAGACCUGUGAACAACGGCUUGCCAGAGUUAAAGAGGGAAAAUUUUGCAUUGAAGCUUUCAGAACUUGCUGUCUUUUAGCAACAAAAUUGCGGCUUGAACCUGAUCAUAAAGAUUUGAUACUGGGAAGAAUUUAUAUUAAGGCUUUAAUGGAUAUUGGCAAACCAGAAAUUCGAAGCUAUUUUCCUGAAAGUUGGUUAUGGGAAGUCUAUAACGUUCGUUUAAGGUACAGGUUUCCAUUGACCCUACCCGAUUCUCUAACUACCUGGGAGAUUCAAGCUAUUGGCAUUUCAGACAAAGGUAUAUGUGUUGCCAACUCUCUCCAAAUAAAAGUAUUGAAAGAUGUCUUCUUGGAGAUGAAUAUUCCCUAUUCUGUGGUGAGAGGGGAACAAAUUCAAAUGAAGGGAACAGUUUACAACUAUAAAAAUUCUGAAAUGAAGUUCUGUGUUCAAAUAUCUGUGGGUGAAGGAAUCUGUCUGGGUGGAAGUUCCUCAUCUCAUCAGCAAGGGAUAAAACAUACUCCAUGUCUUCUGAAAAAUAUAGAAGGUUCUUCUAUCCAGUCAGUUAUGUUUGAUAUUCUACCAUUAGAAUUGGGUCUUCAUACUAUCAACUUCACUCUCAACACUCCAUUUGGAAAGGAAAUCUUGGUGAAAACCUUACGAGUAGUGCCAGAAGGCAUCAAAAGGGAAAGUUAUGCUGGUUUCACACUGGAUCCCCAAGGAGUAUAUGGUUCCAUUAGCAGACGAAAAGAGUUCCAGUACAGGGUACCAUUAGAUGUGGUGCCCAAAACAAAAAUAGAACGGACUGUGAGUGUAAAAGGAGCUGUUAUUGGUGAGGUGAUUUCUGCAGUUCUGACUCCUGAAGGUAUCUCUGCUCUAAACCAUCUCCCAAAGGGGAGUGCAGAAGCAGAGCUAAUGAGCAUCAUUCCUGUAUUUUAUGUCUAUCAAUACCUGGAAGAUGGAGAUAAUUGGAACAUCCUUGGUGCCAGUCACGUAAUUGAAAAAGAGAAUAUGAAGAAGAAAAUGAAAGAAGGAAUUGUAAGUAUCCUGUCUUACAGAAAUGCAGACUACUCCUAUAGCAUGUGGAAAGGUAGAGAUUCUAGUACGUGGUUCACAGCUCUUGCUUUAAGAAUAUUUGGACAAGUAAAUAAAUAUAUACCACAGGACAGAAAUUCAAUUUGCAAUUCAUUAUUUUGGUUGAUUGAGAAAUGUCAGUUGGAAAAUGGAUCUUUCAAGGACGAUUCUGAUUAUCAACCACUAAAAUUACUGGGUACCAUACCUAAAGAUGAAAAAGAAAAAGCUAUAUAUCUCACAGCCUUUACUCUUAUUGGAAUGAGAAAGUCAUUGGAAAUAUGUCCAACUGAAAGAAUCAAUGAAGCAAUCACCAAGGCUGAGUACUACCUCCUGGAACAUGGUACAGAUGCCCAGAGCACUUUUACUUUAGCUAUUACGUCUUAUGCCUUGGCCCUUGGGAUUCCAUCUCACCCUGGUUUUCGUGCCAUCUUUUCAAAGUUAAAAAGAGAAGCUUUUAUUAAAGGCAAUCCACCCAUUUAUCGUUUUUGGAAAAAUGAUUUUAAAAGUAAAGAUACCACUGUUCCCAGUGUUACUACAGCUCAGAUGGUAGAAACCACUGCAUAUGCUCUACUUUCCAGUCUCCUUUUGAAUGACUUGAAUUAUGCCAAUCCCAUUAUCAAAUGGUUGUCUGAAGAACAAAGAUAUGGAGGUGGUUUUUAUUCCACCCAGGAUACAAUUAAUGCUAUUGAAGCCCUGACUCAGCAUGCACUUGUGCUUAAGAAACUCCAGUUGAAUAUGGACAUCAAGGUUUCUUACAAACACAAAGGUGAAGUACUCCAGUAUAAAAUGACAGACCAGAAUUCCCUUGGGAGACCAGUGGAGAUACCUUUGAAUGAUGACCUAGUAGUCAGCACGGGAUUUAGUAGUGGCUUAGCCACUGUACAUAUAAGGACUGUUGUUCAUAAUACUGGUACUUCUAGGGAGACCUGUAACUUUGAGUUGAGAAUUGAAUCCCAGGAGAUGGAAGUUGACAGCUAUGGAAGAUUUAGUGAUUCCGGAGAUAAACUCAUAAUAGCUUGUGCCAGCUACAAGCUCAAUGAGAAAGAAUCAUCAUCUGGAUCUUCCCAUGCUGUAAUGGACAUAGCUUUGCCUACUGGAAUUGAUGCAAAUGCAGAAGACUUAGCUGCUCUUACCAAUGGUGUUGAUCGACUAUUAACAAAUUACCAAAUCAAAGAUGGGCAUGUGAUUCUGCAGCUGAAUUCAAUUCCUUCUGAUGAAUUUCUUUGUGUUCGAUUCCGAGUCUUCGAGGUUUUUCAGGUUGGACUCCGUAGUCCUGCUACAUUCUCAGUAUAUGAAUACCACAGACCAGAUAAACAAUGCACUGUAUUUUAUAGCCUUCUUCAGAGCAACCUGAAAAAAGUAUGUGAAGGAUCAUUCUGUGGCUGUGUGGAAGCAGAUUGUGGGCAAAUGAAGAAAAUGUUAGACUUAACAAUUUCUGCAGAUGCCAGAAAGGAGGCAGCCUGCCAAGAAGACAUUGCAUAUGUUUAUAAAGUCGAGAUUUUAUCCAUUGCUCAAGAAAAUAGUUUUGUUAAGUACACUGCGACCCUUCUGGAUAUUUACAAGACUGGAAAAGCUCUUGCUCAGAAAAAUGCUGAUGUCAUCUUCAUUAAGAAGGACACAUGUGCUAACAUUGACAUUAAAAAGGGGAGUCAGUAUUUGAUCAUGGGAAAGGAAGCUCUUCAAAUAAAACACAAUUUCAGUUUCACAUACGUGUAUCCUUUGGACUCCCUGACCUGGAUUGAACAUUGGCCUGCAGAUGAAACUUGUUCAUCAUGUAAAGAUUUUAUAGAUAAGUUAGAAGAAUUUUCUGAAGACAUCUUUUUAAAUGGUUGUUAAAACAGUUGGAUAAAUCCAGCUUGGUGUGAUAUCCACAUUGCCUUACAAGAAAAUUAAACCAGGCAGAAGGGAGGACUUGAAAUUUGUAGUUGAACUUAGAAGAUACUCUUUAUUUUCUCUCUAAAAUGGCUUGAAUCCCAAGGCUGUCAUCAGAGGGUUGGGAUAGAAGGGACAGCAAAUGAAGGCCUAGCAUCUCUUGUACAACCACUGGUUCCUAUGUGGAAAGAUCAACCCAGUCAGAUCCCAAACAAACCCUUCCCACUAGAGCUGAGAUCUUUCCUGCUUGGGCCUCAAAAUUGUAUAAUUUCACUUUUUCAAAAUCGUUUACCCUAAGUUCUUCAGCAUUCAAAUCUGGAGUUAACUUGCAAAACCCCCCUCACUUCUAUUUCUGGGUAAUUGCUUUGAUAAGAUAAUGAUUUUAAGAGCUGCAACUUUCUACAAUAACAUGGCCUUGGGGGACAAUGUAGAAAAAUACAUUCAAGUCAUUGGAAACCAGAAGCAAUGAAUUGAAUCCCUUCCUAAAAUAAACUGCCUAGGAAUGCUUCAUUGGGCCAAAAUAACAGAUCUAUUGAAAUGUAGUAUCUUACCCAAACAUGCCCACUCCUUAGAGGAAAAUACAGGGAAAGAGAAAAGUGACCAUUAAAAACCGUUCUUGCCAUUUAAA